GGGGCGGGAGGCGGAGGCGCCGCGUAGGCCGGGAGGCCCGGCCGGCCGGGCUGCGAGCUCGAUCCCCAUGUGCCACCGCCUCCCCGCACGAUGUUCCCCUCCCGGAGGAAGGCGGUGCAGCUGCCCUGGCAGGACGGCAGGGUGAGGAUUACAGAUCAGAUUCCUGCUGUAAGCAGAACUGCUGAGUAUUGAAAACCUUGUUGUCCUGAAGUUCGUGCCAGGGAAGAAAGGAAAGGUGUGAUAUUUCCCCAUCUCCAUCUUCCUGGUCUCUGCCCUGCCCCCACAAAGAGUCCAGAGGGCGAGAGAGAGUCUGUAGAGGUUCCAGCCUGCCCAGGCCACUUGCAGGACUGGCCUCCGCUGCUCCCCAGCGGAAACCCCUGCCCCAGGACCAUGGGGGGUCCAGGUUGCUCCCCAGCAGCCUCCCCAGGAAGUGCUCUGUCUUCCACCUCUUUGUGGCCUGUCUUCUACUGGGCUUCCUCUCGCUGCUCUGGCUGCAGCUUAGCUGCUCUGGUGACAUGGCCCGGGCAGCCAGGGGACAAGGACAGGAGACCCCAGGCCCGCCCCAGGCCUGUCCCCCAGAGCCGCCGCCUGAGCACUGGGAAGAAGACCCGUCUUGGGGCCCCCACCGCCUGGCAGUGCUGGUGCCCUUCCGGGAACGCUUCGAGGAGCUGCUGGUCUUUGUGCCCCACAUGCACCGCUUCCUGAGCCGGAAGAAGAUCCAGCACCACAUCUACGUGCUCAAUCAGGUGGACCACUUCAGGUUCAACAGGGCAGCACUCAUCAAUGUGGGCUUCCUGGAGAGCAGCAACACCACCGACUACAUCGCCAUGCAUGACGUGGAUCUGCUGCCCCUUAACGAGGAGCUGGACUAUGGCUUCCCCGAGGCCGGGCCCUUCCACGUGGCUUCCCCUGAGCUGCACCCGCUCUAUCACUACAAGACCUACGUGGGCGGCAUCCUGCUGCUCUCCAAGCAGCACUACCGGCUGUGCAACGGGAUGUCCAAUCGCUUCUGGGGCUGGGGCCGCGAGGACGAUGAGUUCUACCGGCGCAUCAAAGGAGCGGGGCUCCAGGUCCUCCGGCCCUCAGAAAUCAAAACUGGAUACAAGACGUUCCGCCACUUGCAUGACCCUGCCUGGCGGAAGAGGGACCAGAAACGCAUCGCGGCGCAGAAGCAGGAACAGUUCAAGGUGGACCGCGAGGGCGGCCUGAACACGGUCAAGUACAGAGUGGACUCCCGGACAGCCCUGUCUGUGGGCGGGGCCCCCUGCACUGUCCUCAACAUCAUGUUGGACUGCGACAAGGCCGCCACGCCCUGGUGCACGUUUGGCUGAACUGGCUACACAGUCGGAUGCUUGUGGCCACAGGCCAUACUGCUUCUCAGGCCCAGGCCUCGUUCUCGGUGAGAGACCUGGAGCUGCAGACAGCGAGCCACGUGCUGGCAGCAGGUUGGCCGCCAGAGACUGGCAGAGCCGGGACAGGACACACACAGGCUUCCUGAGAUGCUACCAGCCAUCAGCUGAGGGAGAGGAGGCUGGGACUCUGCCCUGCCUGCCCACCUGCCUGCCCACCUGCCCCCCCCUGCCCUCCUUUGUGUGCUCAGGCUGAUGGAUGCCUCAUGCAGAGAUGGAGUUUAGAAGCCCAGAGCUGACGUGGGCAGCCAGGCACUCACCAGGGUUGAAACUGUAGACACCAGAGUGUCAGCCCCAUGGAAGGACACCAGUGCCAGCUGUUGGGCUCCAGGCAGGAUUGUGAGCCAAGUGGUGCCAGACCUUCUGAUUGUGCAAAAGAAAAUGGAAUUCUGGGUUCUUAAGUUAGUUCUCCUCCUCCUCCUCCUCCUUUUUUAAUGAUGCAAGUAAUUGAAACUUAAAAAAGUAUGACAGGCCAAACAAAAUGCAUUGUGCACCUCCAGUUUGUCACCUGUGGCUGAAAGGAAGAGAAGGGGAGGGCAAAAGAUGACACCUCUCUGGGUUCUAAGUCGGCGAGUAGUUGGGUCAGGGUAGGGCAUGACAGGCUCCAGUAGCACAUGGUUCCUACCACUGUCUUGCCCCCCAAUCUGGACUACCCUUUUGGAUACCAGGCUUUCUGGGACUUAAUUCUGGUAGGAGGCUUCCAGAGGGACAGAAAUAGAGCCCCAGGGCUGGACUGAGGGUAGACAGGCUGAAUCGGCUGUGAUUUGAGAGGAGGGGGAGGGAGAUGAGAGCACCAUGGUGAUGGGAUGGUGCUAUGGUUUCAGUCUGUCUCUGUCUAAAGAAAAAAAUGAAGAAGAAAAAAAAAGGGGGUUACCUAGGAGGCCAUUCAGAGGCAUCAUACAUGUGAAAUCCUGAGUGAAAAUAAGCCAGUAGCAGUGUCUCUAAUGAGAGCCUUCUCUCCUGGGAAAAAGCCUUUCUCACUUAUUCUCACUUAGGAGCUACAUAGCCACCCAACUCCAGCCUCUUCUACUCUUCCUGCCUCACUUGAGGUGGAGGUAAGGGAAAGAUAAAACCAAGAGACAUCUGUGAAAGGCACAGCCUGGGGACUUAUUCCCAGAGAAAGACAGAUUUAAUUAUGCUAUAAAUGUUAUAAAUACUUCCUCCUGCCUAGACAUUUUCCCCACACUCACAGGGCUUUAGUAUAACAACUAUGGGCUACAGUUGAAUAUGAUAAGAGCUUAAAGUCACAAACUGUGUUUAAGAGGUUCUUGGAGGGGGUAGCUGGUGGUGGUGUACCCAGUUGAGUACACACAUUACAGUGCUCAAGAUGCUGGUUCGACCCCCCUCCCGUCCCCACCUGCAGGAGGAAGCUUCACAAGUGGUGAAGCAGGGCUGCAUGUAUCUCUCCUCCCUCUCCCUUUUCAAUUUCUGUCCUACCAAAAGAAGGGGAGGCGGCAGGGAGAUGACCACUAAGAGUGGUAGAUUCAUCGUGCAGCUACGGAGACCCUGUGAUAACUCUGGUGGCAAUAAAAGAACAAGUAAAAGGUUCUUGGGGCUGGAGUUUGCCAACUCAUAGGUUAGAUGCAUGUCUUGCCUUAUGCUUGACCCAGGGUUUUUUGGUGUUUGAAGAUUUGAUUAUUAAUGAGGGUAGAAAAGAGAACCAAAGCAUCAUUCUGGCACAUGCAAUGCCAGGGACCUUGUGAUUGAGAAUCUGACACUUUACCCACCGUGUUACCUCCCAGGCCACUGAGGUUUUGUUUAUUUAUCCAGAGCACUGCUCAGCUCUGGCUCUUUGGUGGUGCUGGGAAUUUAACCUGAGAUCUUGGAGCCUCAGGCAGGAAAAUCAUUUGUGGUGUCACCCCAGUCCCCUUGGUCUAAGUUGGAACCCUGGUGCCAGCAGAUAUGGGAGGUGUGGUGGCAUCUCACUGAGUGAACAGUACUCUGAGGAAAAAAAAAAAAAAAGAGCCUUAUACCAGGCAAUCUAGUCUGGGAUUCCUGACCUUGCUUGGCUUCUGGUAAGGGACGGUCACCUUCACUUGCCUACCUCCUGGCUCUGACCCUACCGACUGGCCAUUGCUCUUCUGUGAGCAGACUGGAGGGAACUAGCCAUGUGUCACCUGAUGUCUGUGGUCUGCUGUGGACCAGAGCAUCAUGCAGAGCAGGGCUAUAUAAUGUUCCUGUACAUGCACUGACUGCCCAGACAGCACAUCUUGCUCAAACACUCCUCUUUCGGUGGGCCCGGCUCUCUCCACUUCACCUGGGCUCUGCCUAUUUCAAGCAUUUGACUGUCCCUGGGUCAGAUCACUUCCUGACUUCUCCACAGUUCUAUGUGAAUAUAUUGACUUCCAAGAGACAGUGUUACAUAGAAAAAGUAUAUGUGCUGAGCUCGACGCGCCUGUGUUGCAGUUUGAAACUUCUCCACUUACUCGCUGUAUCUUGUUCAAUCAUAGUCUCUCUGAAAUUGUCUGGCUAGAGCUGCUGGAAGAUUCAGUCACACAUUACAAGAUAAGGAAUGUGUGUGGAAUCCAAUUUUCUUACUAUAAAUUAAAGUCUAUUCUGGUUCAGACUGCUGUAACAAAAUACUCCAGAUUCAGUGGCUUAGACAACAAAUGUGGACUUCUUA
Erinaceus europaeus (western European hedgehog) is the source of this 4032-nucleotide messenger RNA. It is a transcript of the gene B4GALT7, whose product is annotated as beta-1,4-galactosyltransferase 7. The record is from RefSeq and is a predicted model, not a curated record. Bases 516 to 1331 code for a protein of 271 amino acids. Gene Ontology annotation, biological process: proteoglycan biosynthetic process; carbohydrate metabolic process. Lineage: Eukaryota; Metazoa; Chordata; Mammalia; Eulipotyphla; Erinaceidae. The transcript has 8 exons. Gene Ontology annotation, molecular function: xylosylprotein 4-beta-galactosyltransferase activity.